Messenger RNA from Cydia fagiglandana, 859 nucleotides. RefSeq names its product glutathione S-transferase 1-like. Bases 94 to 744 code for a protein of 216 amino acids. Gene Ontology annotation, biological process: glutathione metabolic process. NCBI's taxonomy places the organism in Eukaryota, Metazoa, Arthropoda, Insecta, Lepidoptera, Tortricidae. Gene Ontology annotation, molecular function: glutathione transferase activity. The record is from RefSeq and is a predicted model, not a curated record. The transcript is spliced from 6 exons.
CACGGUAACCGGCUUUGGAUACAUAUUUAUACAGUGUUGAUUUAUCUGGCUUGUGAAGUAGACAUUUUUGUCGAUUUAAUUUAGUCUGUAGCUAUGGACUUGUAUUACACCCCGGGGUCAGCGCCAUGCCGUGUGGUCCUUCUGGUUGCCGCGGCGCUGGACAUCCAGCUGAACCUUAAGGAACUUAACCUACAAGCCGGAGAACACAUGACAACCGAAUUUCUAAAGUUAAACCCCCAACAUACGGUACCAACGCUGGUGGAUGACGGUUUUGCGCUCUGGGAGUCUCGCGCGAUAGGCCGCUACCUGAUCAGAAAGUACAAUAACAAGGAGCUGUACCCCGAGGACAUAAAGAUCAGGGCAUUGAUUGAUCAACGACUGGACUUCGAUUUGGGGACUCUUUAUCCAAGAUUCGGAAGCUUCUUUUAUCCCCAAAUUUUUGCCGGGCAACCUGCUGACGAGAAUCUAUUCAAAAGAUUAAAGGAGUCUCUGGAUUUCUUCAACUCGUUCCUUAAAGGCCACAAGUAUGCUGUCGGAGACACCCUCACGCUCGCUGAUCUGAGUCUGGUUGCUACUGUUUCUACGAUAGAAGCAGCAGGAGUUAGUUUAGACUCGUAUCCACGAGUUGAGAGAUGGUUUGAGUUGGUGAAGUCUACCGCACCAGGUUAUGAAGAGGCCAACGAAAAGGGCCUCAAAAAGUUUAAGGCUCUUGUUGCUAACGUCAAAGCCAAAACGGAACUUUAAAGUAAACUCACUUUAUAUAUUAAAUGUAUAUUAAACUAUGUUAAACAAUUGACAUUGGAAGGUACGUAAAAUGUUAAUACUUAAUUAUAUUAAUUAAAAUGAAAAGUACUGGGUA